AAUAAGCAAAAGUAUGAGAGGCAAAAAUGAAAUUAUCGGUUUUGACACCCACCACCACCAAUACCAUCUCUUUAUAUGUCCCUCCCUCUCCCUCCAUCACCCUCGUCCACAUCUCUACUCUAAAACCCUCAUUUCUCAGAUCUGAAUCCUCUGCAACUCGCGGCAUCCAUGGCGCUCCAAAUCGAGAAGACUACCUCCGGCCGCGAGUACAAGGUCAAGGACAUGUCGCAGGCCGACUUCGGGCGCCUCGAGAUCGAGCUCGCCGAGGUGGAGAUGCCGGGCCUCAUGUCCUGCCGCACCGAAUUCGGCCCCUCCCAGCCCUUCAAGGGGGCUCGGAUCACUGGCAGUCUCCACAUGACCAUCCAGACCGCCGUCCUCAUCGAGACCCUCACCGCCCUCGGCGCCGAGGUCAGGUGGUGCUCCUGCAACAUCUUCUCCACCCAGGACCACGCCGCCGCUGCUAUUGCUCGCGACAGCGCCGCCGUGUUCGCCUGGAAGGGGGAGACCCUGCAGGAGUACUGGUGGUGCACCGAGCGUGCCCUCGACUGGGGCCCUGGCGGCGGGCCCGAUCUGAUCGUGGACGACGGCGGCGACACCACUCUGCUGAUCCACGAGGGCGUCAAGGCGGAGGAGGAGUACGAGAAGUCUGGGAAGCUGCCGGACCCGAGCUCGACGGACAACGCGGAGUUUCAGAUCGUUCUGACGCUAAUCAGAGAUGGACUGAAGGGCGAUCCGACCAAGUAUAGGAAGAUGAAUGAGAGAUUGGUUGGGGUUUCGGAAGAGACGACGACUGGUGUGAAGAGGUUGUAUCAGAUGCAGGCUAAUGGCACUCUGCUUUUCCCUGCUAUUAAUGUCAAUGAUUCUGUCACCAAGAGCAAGUUUGACAACCUCUACGGAUGCCGCCACUCGCUGCCAGAUGGGCUGAUGAGGGCAACCGAUGUGAUGAUUGCCGGAAAGGUCGGCGUGGUGUGUGGUUACGGAGAUGUGGGAAAGGGCUGUGCCGCUGCGUUGAAACAGGCCGGUGCUCGUGUGAUUGUGACUGAGAUCGAUCCCAUCUGCGCUCUCCAAGCCCUCAUGGAAGGGUUCCAAGUCCUAACCCUCGAGGAUGCAGUCUCCGACGGUGACAUCUUCGUCACCACCACCGGCAACAAGGACAUCAUCAUGCUCGACCACAUGAGGAAGAUGAAGAACAACGCCAUCGUCUGCAACAUCGGCCACUUUGACAAUGAGAUCGACGUGCAGGGCCUGGAGACCUUCCCGGGUGUGAAGAGGGUCACCAUCAAGCCACAGACGGACAGAUGGAUCUUCCCGGACACCAAGAACGGGAUCAUCCUCCUGGCUGAGGGGCGGCUGAUGAACUUGGGGUGCGCCACGGGGCACCCUAGCUUUGUCAUGUCAUGCUCCUUCACCAACCAGGUGAUCGCGCAGCUUGAGCUGUGGAAUGAGAGGAAGUCGGGCAAGUACGAGAAGAAGGUGUACGUGCUGCCCAAGCACCUUGACGAGAAGGUGGCUGCCCUCCACCUCGCGAAGCUAGGGGCGAAGCUCACGAAGCUCAGCAAGGAGCAGGCGGACUACAUUAGCGUGCCGGUUGAGGGACCUUACAAGCCUCUACACUACAGGUACUAAGGGAAAAGAAGCAGCAUCUGAGAAAAAAGAAGGGCCUAGUGAUCAUUGUUGUUUCUGAUUGUGUGUUAGCUUUCUAGUUUCUAAGUUUUUGUUUGAGGUGUUUGUUGCCGCAGCAGUUACCAUUUACCAUGUUGGGUUGGGUUUGCAACUAUUGGCCAAAAUAACUUCAGGAUGUUCUCUCCUUA
Molecule: messenger RNA, 1811 nt
Organism: Salvia miltiorrhiza (redroot sage)
Lineage: Eukaryota; Viridiplantae; Streptophyta; Magnoliopsida; Lamiales; Lamiaceae
Product: adenosylhomocysteinase-like
Exons: 2
Coding region: 169-1626 (485 amino acids)
Biological process (GO): L-methionine cycle
Cellular component (GO): cytosol
Molecular function (GO): adenosylhomocysteinase activity
Source: RefSeq, a predicted model, not a curated record